Molecule: messenger RNA, 981 nt
Organism: Penicillium crustosum
Lineage: Eukaryota; Fungi; Ascomycota; Eurotiomycetes; Eurotiales; Aspergillaceae
Product: alpha/beta fold hydrolase
Exons: 6
Coding region: 1-981 (326 amino acids)
Molecular function (GO): catalytic activity
Source: RefSeq, a predicted model, not a curated record
AUGCCAGUCGACAAGAUCCGAGUAUCGGGUGACUCCCGCAUUGAGUACAAGACCGCUACCCUGCACGGCCAUAACUACUCUUACAUUCUCAGCCAGCCUAAGUCAGGGCAAUACAAAGCUACCGUCUUCCUGAUCCAUGGAUUCCCCGAUCUCUCUAUGGGAUGGCGAUACCAAAUCCCCAUGCUCGUAGACAUGGGUUUGCGGGUAGUAGCUCCCGACUGCCUCGGAUACGGACGAACAGACGCCCCGGACGAUUUCACUCCGUAUGCCCACAAAAGUUGCGCAGCGGACAUCAAAGCCCUAGCAACCCAUCUAGGCGAAACCCAAAUCAUCCUAGGUGGACAUGACUGGGGCGCAGGACUUGCCUACCGUAUCGCCCUCUGGCAUCCAGAACUAGUAAGCCACCUAUUCACAGUCUGCGUGCCUUAUGCACGACCCAUGGCCAAGAACAUCUCUAUCGAAGACCUUGUCCGUAACGUGACACCGCACUUUGCAUAUCAGUUGCAGCUCAAGAGCGGGGAGGUGGAGAAGGCUAUUCAGUCUAAGGAUGAGAUUCGUCAAUUUUUGCUUGCGCUUUAUGGGGGGUCGCACCGAGGCGGGAGUUGGAGUUUUAUACGAAUGAGUUUGCUCGGCAUGGGGUUCAUGGACCACGUAUGGUAUCAUCUGGAUUCGUUGGUGAAGUUCUUGCUAAUUAUUUCUAUAGUUAACUGGUACCGCACUCGCGACGUGAACUACAAAGAUGAGCUCGCUAUUCUUGACAGGGAGAUUCAGAUUCCUACAUUGUUUAUCCAGGCGCUGAGGGAUCAGGCUCUGCCCCCUCAGUUGGGCAAGUCUAUGGCGAAGCAUUUCCCGCGACUGACCCUGAAGCAGGUUGAUACCUCGCACUGGGCUCUGUGGGAGAAGCCUGAGGAAGUCAAUGAGAUCAUUGGAACUUGGUUGAAGGACCAGUCCGUUGCCGAUGGAAGGGCUGGUAAGCUCUGA